AUGUUUGGCAAGUUGAAGGGUCUCCUCAGAGGCCCGCAGGUGCCAGCAGCUUCGGGGACUCCUGACCCGACUCCUGCUCCUGCUCCGCCUCCAGCUCCAGCUCCAGCUCCAGCUCCAGCUCCAGCUCCAGCUCCAGCCAAGGAGGAGAAGCCAGCUGAUAAGGAGAAUGAGACCAAGAAAGUGGACAAACCGCAGGAAUCAACUCCGGCCCCAGCUCCAGCACCAACUCCAGCUCUGGCUCCAUCUAACCCUGAUCAAGCUGGACCUGAGGGACAGGAGUCGGCCCCUCCUCCACCUGCUCCCAUUGUCAUCAAUAAGUAUUCAGACGAGCAGCUCAGAUCCAUAAUCAAACGCAUGAGAGAGAGACUGGAUCUCUAUAAGGAGAAGGUGCAUGAUCAAUAUGCUUCAUCCCCAGAGAUCAGCCCCCCUGUCACACCUUUGAUGCACAAAGACAAAUACACAAAAGUCAUAGAGGAGAGGAAGCAGCAGGCAGAGGAGGAGCGCAUAAAGAAGGAAGAAGCCGAUAAGAAGAAGAAAGAGGAGCAGGAGAAGAAAAAGAAGGAGGCCGAUCAGAAGAAGAAAGAGGAUGAGGAGAAAAAGAAAACAGAGGAGGCCAAUUUGGAGAAAAAGGAGGAGAAGGAUUUGAAGACCAAGUUCAAAGAAGCCGCCUGGUCUUCGGUGGACAUUGUGCUGAAGCCAAUUGAGGCCCUGAUGGACCCGGUGCUGGGGUACACCAUUGACCCUUUCACAGACCGUCGCUACAUCGCCUGGCUGAGCUUGGUGACGCUGGCCUUCAACUACAACACCUGGUUCAUUACAGCCCGUCUGUGUUUCCCCUACCACACUGAGAGCGCCAUCCCUUUCUGGUUUGUCAUGGAUUUGCUGGCCGACUUCAUCUACCUCACAGACUCCAUCAUCUUCCAGGCCCGCAAACAGUUUGUCAAAGCAGGAGACAUUAUAAAAGACAGAGUGGUGACAAGGAAGAACUACAGAGAUUCGGAGAGAUUCGUGCUGGACAUGAUAUCCCUCUUGCCAUUCGACUUGUUGUACUUACAGUUCGGAUUCAAAUCCAUUUUCAGAUUCAAUCGCCUGCUGAAGGCGGAUACAUUUUUUGAGUUCAGCGAUCGUCUAGAGAGCCUCAUGGCUAAGGCAUACAUCUGGAGAGUGAUUCGAACCAUCGGAUAUCUUCUCUUCAUGCUCCACCUCAACGCUUGCUUUUACUAUGUGGCUUCAGAAUACCAGGGCAUCGGGAAAACUAAAUGGGUCUAUUCUGGUCUGGGCAAUGCGUAUCUGCGUUGUUACUACUAUGCCGUCCGCAGUCUGAUCAACAUCGGGGGUCUUAACGAACCCCAUACCGUCUUUGAGAUUACCUUUCAGAUGACUAACUUUUUCACGGGCGUCUUUGUGUUCUCCAGUUUGAUUGGACAGAUGAGAGACGUCAUCGGUGCAGCCACAGCAGGACAGACCUACUUUAGAUCCUCCAUGGACGGCACCGUGGACUACAUGGUGAACAACCACAUCCCCUCUUUGGUGCAGAACCGAGUCCGCACCUGGUACACCUACACCUGGGACGCACAGGGCAUGCUGGAUGAGUCCGAGCUGCUGGAUAAGAUGCCUCUGGUGAUGAGAACCGCCAUCGCUGUUGACAUCAACCUGACCACCUUUCAGAAGAUAGAUCUUUUCAAGGGGUGUGACCAGCAGAUGUUGGUGGACAUGUUACUGAGGCUCAAGUCUAUUGUCUAUUUACCAGGAGACUUUGUAGUGAAGAAAGGCGACAUCGGUAAAGAGAUGUACAUCAUUAAAAGCGGAGCAGUGCAGGUGGUUGGAGGACCUGACAACAGUAUUGUGUUCGUUACACUAAAGGCUGGCUGUGUGUUUGGAGAAAUCAGUCUGUUGCAAUCCUCUAAAGAUGGAGGGAACAGGCGGACAGCUAAUGUCAAAGCCUACGGCUUCGCUAACCUUUUUGUUCUGGAGAAGAAAGACCUGUUUGACAUCCUGGUGCACUACCCAGAGUCUCAGAAAGUGUUGGCCAGGAAGGGAAGGAAACUCAUGAAGGCGAAGGGACCAGCAGCAGCUAAAGCAGAGGUGGAAAAGAAGAAAGGAUUGGCGCUGUUCGGACCCAAACCACCCACACCCAAACUGCUGCGUGCUUUCGGUGGAAACUUCAACCAGAACAUUAUUAACAAAAUGAAGAGUGCUGCUGGUGGCCAGUGA
Molecule: messenger RNA, 2214 nt
Organism: Anoplopoma fimbria (sablefish)
Lineage: Eukaryota; Metazoa; Chordata; Actinopteri; Perciformes; Anoplopomatidae
Product: cyclic nucleotide-gated cation channel beta-3-like
Exons: 17
Coding region: 1-2214 (737 amino acids)
Biological process (GO): monoatomic cation transmembrane transport
Cellular component (GO): intracellular cyclic nucleotide activated cation channel complex; plasma membrane; photoreceptor outer segment
Molecular function (GO): intracellularly cGMP-activated cation channel activity; protein-containing complex binding; intracellularly cAMP-activated cation channel activity
Source: RefSeq, a predicted model, not a curated record